CAAGAAGAGGAAGAAGAAGGCUGUGUCCAGAUAGCAAGCACCACGUUACUGAAGCAGAAAGAAAACUGCCGAUAUGCUGCCACCAGAGACAGGGACGACGUUUCCAGCGUUUGAAAGCGCAGACGAGGGGAGCAUCCACCUGCGGGAGCCAGACAUCUACUUGUUAAGGUCUAUUGAAGACACUCAGGAAGACAACGAAGAGUGGCAAAGCGGGAGCAGUCCGGAUUCGAUCCCGCUAAUGGUCUGCGUGUUCGGCCUGCUACCCGGAAUUAUGAUCGCUGCACUGCUGACCAUCUAUUUCGUCUCGAGUGAUUCGGUAUCCGAAGCCACCAUGAAGGGUACACAAGCGCCAGAAUCUCCGGGCGGUAGCGUUGUUGUGCCGAGCGUCGAGUCAAUAAGUCCCCGGCAGUCACACACAGUGGAAACUCCUUCACCUCUUUCCACAACCAAGACUGUACCGAUUCCUAAGGUAUCACCUGUUGUGGGGACUGAAACUGCACUCCCGACAACUGUUUCACCUGAAACGGCACUCCCGACAACUAUUUCACCAUCUGUUGGUGCGGGCGACAAGGUAUGCCUAACCGACGAGUGUCACUUCGUGGCUCAGUGGCUGCGGCAGAAGCUGGUCCCGGAAGCAAACCCGUGCGAAGACUUCUACCGUUUUGUAUGCGGCACAUUCAAGGACGGACCGGACCUUACCGCCUUCACUAGGGGUAAUGAUACUAUGAGAAGCAUCACAAUAGGAGCAGCGUAUGCUGCCCGGGUUCCAGCCACUGGUCAGACUUCAUGGCAAAAAGCUGCCGGCAUGUUCCAGGCCUGCGCUUCCCUCAUCGCGACAAACCGCACCGAGACGGCUGACCUUGUGGCGUGGAUGACGUCGAUUGAUUUGGACCUGAAGAACGAGACUGCGCUACAGAGCGUCGACCCAAAGGACAUGAUGGUGCGCUGCUCACUCGAUUUCGGAGUCCACGCAAUCAUUUCCAUCAGACUUCUCGAACUCUUCUUCUUCAAGAAGAAGAGGGGACUUAUGCUGACUUACAGCGAAAGAGACUCUGAGCGCCAGGCUUCAGUCAGGAUUGUUUCGGAAAAGGCGAAGUUGCAUGAUUACGUCCAAGUUCUCAGCUUCUACGGCUUGGACCAAAAUGAAACAGAGAGACUCGCUUUCCUCAUCAGCAAACACGAGUCAAAACUUGACAACAUCGUCUUGAAUGAAAGGGCGUCGCAAGCCGAACCCUUGCUGGGAAAGAUUCGUUCCAUGGGAAAACUUACACGACCGUACGUCAAAGGAGGUGAAUGGUCCACGGCUUUUUCCAAAUACACCAAUAAUACCUACAAAGGCGACGACCUCAUAGUGUAUAAGACGGACAUACUCAACAUUGUCGCUGCACUCUUCAAGUCUGUGAAACGGCAGUGGAUUAGCUACCUCAUCGCUUGGAGCGUCUACAGGCAGCUGCUGCCGUUGACAGAUCGGAGGUUUUUAGCGAACCCGAAAGAACCAAGCAAAGCCUGCUAUUCUUUCGUCAAACAGGUGAUGAACCUGGCCAUUGCGGCUCCGUACCUUCUCUCCGUGACCAACCAAAAGACGCUGAAUGAGACAGCAUCAAUGGUUGAAAAUAUUCGACGAGCCUUCCGGACAGCCUUCGAGACAUCAGGCUGGGUCACAGGUGAUGUAUUACAAUUGGCGAUACAGAAACUCACAAAGAUGAAGUACUACGUGGGAAGUCCUGGACAGCGGCUAGACCCCGCCGCCAUUGAGAAGUAUUACGAUUCAGUGCCGGACGUGACUACGGACAAAUUUUUCGAAGCAUGGAGGAAGGCACUAUCGGUUUCAUGUCAUCAGAUUUGGGCUGACCAGAAGACCUGGAUCUUCGACGAAACUGCAGUGAACGCCUACUAUUUUGAUUAUUUCAAUACUGUGGCUAUUCCAACCGCAAUUCUUCAGCUGCCCUUCUUUUAUACCGGAGCUCCUGCUGCUAUCAACUAUGGCGGCAUUGGCGCGAUAAUUGGUCACGAGAUUAUGCAUGGUUACGACGUAGCACGGACUAUGUUCAACGCUUCCGGGACGCAGCGUCACUGGGCAACACCUGAGUUCCUAGCGAAUUACACAGACAAGGCUCUCUGCUUGCGGGAAUCUCACAAAGCUGCCGAGAAAAUGAAAGCCCGGCAGGCUGUGCUUGACGACACCCUCGACUCGGAAAACCUCGCUGACUUCGUGGGUGCCGUGACCGCGCACGCAGCCUACACUUCGUUGCCCGCCCUCCAGCGGAAUCUGAAGCUUCCGGGCCUCAACCUGACAGCCGAGCAUCUCUUCUUCGUCGCCCACUGCGCCAAGUGGUGCGAGAAAUGGUACAUCCGUUCAGAACGCUAUGCCUAUGGCCGCUCGCGCUGCAUUGUGCCACUGUCGAACAUGGUCGAGUUCUCGGACGCGUUCGGGUGUGCGCCAGGGACUCCCAUGAAUCCGCCCAAGAAGUGCGUCUUCUGGUUGUGACCGCGGUUCGUGGGCCUUGUGUAGUUUCACGCUCGACCUCCUUUGUGCCUUCAUUGUCAAUAACAUUGGUGCUUGAGUUUUUGGUGAGAACAACCGAAGUAGCGCCACACAAAAGACUUUCCUUGCUCCUCUGUUUUGUCGUAUUGAAGCCUAAUAUAUAUGUGUGCGAUCGUAAUGUCCGCGGUAAUUUAUUGUCUUGAGGUGCAUUAGUGAAAUCAUUGUUUGAAACAGAACACGCUCAAUGCGCUACGUAUAAUUCUUGAACAGAACCUCUAUUGCCUAACCACUAUACAUCCUAAUUGGUUGAAUGCAUGUAUUUCAAUAGCAGCUAGUUCUUUCUUUGCUUACGCUUUAGUUCCAUUGCAGUGUUGAUGCAUUCAGACUUACCAUGGAUACUGUAUGUUUGUACCCCAUAUUUCUUUGUCAUUAUUACAAUCUGUAUUAUUGAAUGUACUCCGUGAUGGUCUCACCAUUCGGAAUACUUUACAGAACAUUUCUUCUGGGAACUUCACUCUAUUGCACUCCAGGAGAAUUACUGUAGGAUGAUGUUCCUACCAUAGACAAGGGAUACUUAUCUCCAUUGGCCUGGCCUGCUAACAUCGUGUGGAAGAGAGGUUGACGGUUAAGCAUAUCAUACCUUGACGUUCAUUUCGGUAUUAGGAGCAACGCAAUGAAAGUUAUGCGCCGAAACCACAAUGAGGCGGUAAUUUAUACCCUGAACUUAAAUUUAUGUUGGAAAAAGCUAUACUUAAUUGCGCAAGAACCAUUCACCUGUUUUUGUUUACGUAUGUGCUUUAUUGUAUAAUGUAUAAUAAUGUAUAAUAUUCCAACUCCUGAUGUAGCCCUGUAUUGAACUGCAGUAUAUGCAAGCAAAUAAAAACAGCGCCGAGAAAAUGCA
Dermacentor albipictus is the source of this 3386-nucleotide messenger RNA. RefSeq names its product neprilysin-1-like. The record is from RefSeq and is a predicted model, not a curated record. Gene Ontology annotation, cellular component: plasma membrane. Gene Ontology annotation, molecular function: metalloendopeptidase activity. NCBI's taxonomy places the organism in Eukaryota, Metazoa, Arthropoda, Arachnida, Ixodida, Ixodidae. Gene Ontology annotation, biological process: protein processing.